AUGCCAUCACGAAUGAAAAGACGGAGAAGAUUUGUACUGUCUACCCUUGAGCAGCUGGAGGCCGAAGUGGAUGAACACGAUGACAAACCACAAUGUUGGCCUAAAUACCAGCGUCCGCCUACUAAUUCCUGGACUAAACUACCAGAGUCGAAGGAGGCCAACCUGCCAGCCUUCCUCAAUACUUCAGAUUUUCCUGCUCUGCAGAGAAAACAAACUCCUCAAGACGAGGUCCAGUGUAACGCACGGAAGAGACGGAAGAGAAACAAGAACUCUGGUCUCAAAACCAGAUUUGGGUUGACGCUGCCACAAGCCAUCCCCGAGUGGCCGAUUGAACCUGACAGUGAUGAGGACCUUGAAACCACGGAAAUAGAGCCAGAGUCAGAGCCUAGAGAGGGACCCAAACUGGGGCCCAUAAAUGGACCCGAGCUGGAGCCCAGAGACAGACCCAAGCCAGAGUCUGAAGAUGGACCAGAGGUGGAGCCCAGAGAUGGACCAGAGCCAGUCUGA
This is a messenger RNA of Amphiprion ocellaris (clown anemonefish), 507 nucleotides long. Its product is annotated as nucleolar protein 3-like. The record is from RefSeq and is a predicted model, not a curated record. NCBI's taxonomy places the organism in Eukaryota, Metazoa, Chordata, Actinopteri, Pomacentridae. The transcript has a single exon. The coding region runs from base 1 to 507 and encodes 168 amino acids.